Corticium candelabrum is the source of this 1278-nucleotide messenger RNA. RefSeq names its product MFS-type transporter SLC18B1-like. Gene Ontology annotation, molecular function: transmembrane transporter activity. The transcript has a single exon. Gene Ontology annotation, biological process: transmembrane transport. Lineage: Eukaryota; Metazoa; Porifera; Homoscleromorpha; Homosclerophorida; Plakinidae. The coding region runs from base 1 to 1278 and encodes 425 amino acids. The record is from RefSeq and is a predicted model, not a curated record.
AUGCGAUCUAGAUGGCUGCGUCAGUACGUGACUGUGGCAGUGAUUUUGUUGGGCUGCUUUGUGAACUACAUCUGCAUCUACUUGCCUGCUCCCUUCUACCCACAGAUUGCUGCCGAAAGGAAAGGCUCGAAAGCAGACACGGAAGUUGGUAUAAUGGUCGGUAGUAUUGAGCUGUCCGCUUUCUUCGUGUCACUGUUUAUCGGGGAAUACAUAAAUCCGUUGGGUGUCAGGUUCCUGAUGACAUCCGGGGCUUUCUUGGCCGGCGGAUGUACAGUGAUUUUUGGUUUUCUGGAGUAUGUGAAAGAGUGGUCACCUUUCAUUGCACUUAGUAUUGUUAUCAGAUUUGUGAUGGGAUUUGGAGAAGCUGCAUUUAAUGCAACAUCGAUAGCUCUGUUGCUAGGCAUGUUUCCUGCUCAUACGGGUACUAUUUGGGCUCUUUACGAAUUUGCUGUCACUCUUGGUUUGGUCUGCGGAGCUCUGUUUGGUGGAUUUCUGUAUCAUGUUGAAGGCUUUAAUUUUCCUUUUGUGAUCAUUGGUGGUGUUUUACUGUUGUUUAUGCCACUAUUGUGGCUUCUACUGCCAGGCAGUCAUUCACUAACUGAAAGUACUGAUAGAGAUCAAGCUGAUGGUCAUGAUGAUCGAUCUGUGUCAUCAUUACAGCUUCUAAAGAUACCAUCUAUAGUGCUAGUUCUCUUGAACAUGUCCAGUUGCUAUGCAGCUUUUGCACUUUUUCAGACAUCCUAUGCAGUGUUUCUCGAAAAUGAGUUUGGUUGGGGUGCUGCUCACAUUGGAUUGAUAUUUCUCAUCGCAGGGGCAGUGUAUCUUGUCUUUGCUAUUGUAUUUGGUCUGGUGGUGGAUGCCACUAGUCCACGAAUUGUUAUGAUCAUUGGGUUACUAGUAGAAACAUGUGGAAUGAUGUUAGUUGGUCCAUCUUUUAUGUUCUCGUUUCUCUCUCCUAAGCCAUGGUGUGUGUAUGUUGGAUCAACAUUAUUUGGAUUCGGAAUGGCUAUGGUUGUAAUAUCUGCUGGUCCCGAUGUCAUGAGCACUUCCAUUUCAAGAGGCUACCAAAAGAACAUGGCAUUGGAUGGAGCCGUAUCAGGACUGUUGUUAGCAGCUAUAUAUUUGUCUGGAGCACUCGGUGCUCCCAUUGCUGGAGGCCUGACAGCUGCAUUCAAUUUUCGCAUCUCUACCUCUAUUUUUGGUUUUGCCAGUUUUCUGCUGAUGAUUGUCACUACUGUGGUCACUGUAGUCAACACCUUCAUGUCUAGACGACAAUAA